AUGACCGAUUACUCGUAUCCCCCACAACCAUACGCCAACGGCUAUCCUCCACCAUCACGGACUGCCACGACUAAUACCACUACAACUACUGCUGCUGCACCUUAUCCCCCGACGAACUCAACUGCCGCCUCUUCUUCAAAUGGCACUACUGGCAAGAGAUCGAGAAACCAACCCGUCGAUUGGAACGAAUUCUUUGGCGGCAAGCCUCCCAAGGAAAUCAUAGUCAUUGAUGAUGAUGAUGAUAAUGACGACGAAGCGCCCGCUGCCAACCAGACAUACCAGAACCCCGCCGCAUCCGCCAGCACAACUCAGCAGCACACGGACAAGCGCCGAAAGACAACAAACUACGAUCCCGUCUACCACCACGCCGAAUACUCCAAUACCCACACGCCUUACUAUGACGCUGCCUCGACCGACCAGAACACUACAUCCUACAAGACGUCCGCUGCCACAUCCUUAGCCUCGCAGCCCAGUGCGAGUGCCUAUGCCGAAGAUGCUGCCACCGGCCAGAAACGCAAGAGGACCACUCGUCAGGCUGCUGCCGACCAAAAGAAGCGCGAAGUCAACACUCGUCCCGAUCCCUUCGCCGAAUAUGUUCCUCCGCCCAAGCCACCGCUCAAGGCCAAGGAUGUCUUUGUGCCCCUGGUACCAGAUAGAACAGCAAAGCGUGAUCAAAAGGUUGACGAUGACGAUGGUCAUUACAUUGUUCAUGACCACGCUGACCUCACCGAACGAUACUCGAUUGUGAAACUGCUCGGCCAAGGCACGUUUGGCAAAGUGGUACAAGCAUACGACCGCAGGAGAAAUGCCGACGUGGCCAUCAAGAUCAUUCGAUCUGUGCAGAAAUACCGCGAUGCUAGUCGCAUCGAGUUGAGGGUCUUGUCGACUUUGGCCUGCAAUGACAAGCACAACCGCAACAAGUGCAUUCACCUGCGAGACACGUUUGACUUCCGCAACCACAUCUGCAUCGUCACCGACCUCUUGGGCCAGAGCGUCUUUGACUUCCUCAAGAGCAACACCUUCGUCCCAUUUCCCAGCACUCACAUUCAGCAAUUUGCUCGCCAGCUUUUUACGAGCGUCGCCUUCCUGCACGAUCUGAAUCUGAUCCACACCGAUCUCAAGCCCGAAAACAUUCUUCUUGUACAGAACCACUACCAAACCUUCACAUAUAACCGCAACAUCCCCUCGUCGUCAAACACGAAUCCUCGCUCGGCAAAGUUCCGCAGGGUACUGCUGGAUCCCGAGAUUCGACUCAUCGACUUUGGCUCAGCUACCUUUGACGACGAAUACCACUCAUCUGUUGUCUCGACUCGACACUACCGUGCUCCAGAAAUCAUACUCAACCUUGGAUGGAGCUUCCCUUGCGACAUCUGGAGCAUAGGUUGUAUUCUUGUCGAGUUCUUCACUGGCGACGCCUUGUUCCAGACGCACGAUAACUUGGAGCAUCUGGCAAUGAUGGAGGCCGUGUGCAAUACUCCUAUUGAUAAAGCACUUGUCCGUCAAGUCACUUCUGGCCGUGGCAGCAACAAGAACUCUGCUGCAGCCUACUUCAGACGUCAACAACUCGAUUACCCUCAGAGCGACACUCCUCGCUCAUCACGCAAGUUUGUCAAGGCGAUGAAACCUCUUCACGAAAUCAUCCCAGCCCACAACGAGUUCAACCGGAAGUUCCUCGAUCUGCUCAAAAAGAUCUUUGUCUAUGAUCCAAAGAAGCGUAUCACAGCACACCAAGCUCUGCAGCAUGAUUGGUUCAAGGAACACUACGAAGAUGACGGCACCGAAGCUGAAAAGAUCAAGAUUGAGAGGCAACGUGCCGCUCGUGCGGAAGCUCAGCGAAGUCAACAGCACGAUUCACAAGUUGGCCAGCUCGGCCGGUGA
This is a messenger RNA of Aureobasidium melanogenum CBS 110374, 1878 nucleotides long. RefSeq names its product dual specificity tyrosine-phosphorylation-regulated kinase 3. The coding region runs from base 1 to 1878 and encodes 625 amino acids. Gene Ontology annotation, biological process: protein phosphorylation. The record is from RefSeq and is a predicted model, not a curated record. The transcript is spliced from 6 exons. Gene Ontology annotation, molecular function: ATP binding; protein kinase activity. Gene Ontology annotation, cellular component: nucleus. Lineage: Eukaryota; Fungi; Ascomycota; Dothideomycetes; Dothideales; Saccotheciaceae.